CUUCACUUUCACACUGCAAUUUAUUUAUUUACUUCUUUAUUGUGUGUCUGCAUUAAACCCAUUCUAAAGCUCGAAGCUUUUCUUUGCCUCUGGGUGUUUUCCAUGAGCAGAUCAAGAUCUGUAAAAAUGGCGAGGCUCUCGAUUUGGGUGAUGGCCCUUGCGAUCUGCGCUUGUCUCUGGUUCGUCGGCGCGGAUCCAUCCGACAAAGAAAUAAUCGUGAAAAAGGUGAACGGGAAAAAGGUCUGUUCGCAAGGAUGGGAGUGUAAGGAUUUGUCGGAGCACUGUUGCAACCAGACGAUUUCUGAUUUCUUCCAGACGUAUCAGUUUGAGAAUCUCUUCUCCAAGAGGAAUUCUCCGGUGGCCAAGGCCGUCGGGUUUUGGGACUACAGAUCUUUCAUCACCGCCUCCGCCAUUUAUCAGCCGCUUGGGUUUGGGACCACCGGCGGCAAACUCAUGCAGAUGAAGGAAGUUGCUGCUUUCCUUGCCCAUGUCGGCAGCAAGACUUCUUGUGGUUAUGGGGUGGCCACAGGUGGGCCAUUGGCAUGGGGUCUAUGUUACAAUAAGGAAAUGAGUCCCAGCCAAAGCUACUGUGAUGAUUUCUACAAAGUUGAGUAUCCAUGUGCUCCUGGAGUUGAUUAUUAUGGGCGUGGCGCAAUACCAAUCUACUGGAACUAUAACUACGGUAAAAUCGGCCAUGCCAUUAAGUCUGAUUUGCUGAACCAUCCCGAAUACAUCGAACAAAACGCAACUCUCGCAUUCCAGGCUGCAAUUUGGUCUUGGAUGACACCUCAAGACAAGAAGUUGACUUCUGCCCACGAUGCUUUUGUCGGUAACUGGAAACCCACCAAAAACGACACAUUGGCCAAACGUGUGCCGGGAUUCGGAACAACUAUGAACAUAAUGUACGGUGAUAUUGUUUGUGGUCAAGGUGAUAUUGAUCCCAUGAACAAUAUAAUAUCACACUAUCUCUAUUAUUUGGACUUGAUGGGUGUCGGUCGGGAGUUGGCGGGACCUCAUGAAGAACUCUCUUGUGCCGAACAAGUUCCUUUUACUAAAUCACCUUCUCCCACAUCGUCAUCUUGAGAAAAAGCUUUUUUCCGCCUGUGAAAUAUCUUAUGAUGAAGGAAAGACCGUGUAAUAAGGAGAGCAAUGCGCCCCUCGUGAUCGUUUGAUUGUGUUUGUAAUAUGUAAGUAAUGCGGUGUUAGAACUAUUUUGUUGGUUUACUUGGUUGUGAUGAUUGAAACUCGGCCGGCUGUGUAGUGUAUUUCUUAAUUUUUAAGAAUUCAUACUUCUUGUACUUUGUCAUAUACCAAAAGGAUACUGUUAAUUACCAUAAGUACCAUAUUUACGAGACAAAAGUUUCUUUCAUA
Messenger RNA from Striga asiatica, 1371 nucleotides. NCBI's taxonomy places the organism in Eukaryota, Viridiplantae, Streptophyta, Magnoliopsida, Lamiales, Orobanchaceae. The record is from the annotation of a GenBank genome assembly.